Apis laboriosa (Himalayan honeybee) is the source of this 5916-nucleotide messenger RNA. RefSeq lists its product as uncharacterized. The record is from RefSeq and is a predicted model, not a curated record. The transcript has 4 exons. NCBI's taxonomy places the organism in Eukaryota, Metazoa, Arthropoda, Insecta, Hymenoptera, Apidae. The coding region runs from base 1 to 5916 and encodes 1971 amino acids.
AUGCGCCCCGGACGGUGGUAUACGUAUUACCGUACACCUCUCCGUACGGCUCCCAUAAACCGGCUCACAACUGGCCGAGACAUUCGCCUCUCGACCGCGACCAUGAGAGCACUCGGCUCGCGACGCCCACAGCUGCUACCAGCCGCUACCAGCCUCCACCUUCCUCCGUCGUUCCUCUUUCUCGCGUUUCUGUUGCUCGCCUUCGUCGCCCGCGGUGGCGAGCCGUUGCCGAGCGCGAACCGCGACGAGGGUUCGAAGCUCGUCGGGAACGGGAACGGUGACUUGACGGUGGCCCGCUCGAAUUCGUCCGAUUCCGGCCAACGACUACGGGACGACUACUACGACACCCCGACGGGUCGAGGUGAAAAAACCUUGGGACGCGAGGAGCCGUGGACGCUCGUAGGUGAGGAGCGGAGGAGAAAUGUCGGCGACGCGUCCAACGAUCGGAAGAGGAAGGAGGUGCAGGAGGUGCCGGCGAGGAGGCGAGGGGACGAGGAGGCCGAGGGCGCGGUGAAGAAGAGGAGGAGGAACGACGUUGGCAAAUCGGCGGAGGAGGUGAAGGAGGAGGCGACGAGCGAGGGGAUCAGGAGGUUCGACGGCGUCGGGCCUCGUCAGGCGAUUAUCCCCGAUUAUUUUCGAAAAUCGGGCAAGUUGGAGAAGGAGGAGGAGGAGGAGGAGGAGGAGGAAGAGGAGGAGGCCCCUUGCAACGAAAGUUCGGAGGAGGGAAGGGGGUACAGAUCGUUGGCCGAGCAACGUAUCGGCGGAUCCAAGACUCGUAAGAGCUCCACCGUUUACCUGAACGCGGAGGAGAAGAGGAUAUCGGACGGGGAGCAACAGUCGAUCGUCGACGGACAGAUAAAGAGAUUGAUAUCGAUCCGGGACGACGCGUUGGACGCGAGGACCAAGGCGGGCGAGAUGGACGAGGCGAAAGUGUUGAAUUUCAAACGGGAGGUCGGGACGGGGCGAGAGAUUCAGCGGGGAGGCAAGGGUGACGACGGGCAAAAGUCGGGGAAAGCUCGAGAUCUCGGGGAUCGGCAGGGAGGAGGUGGGAUCAGGCUUCUCACCCCGGACACGUUGGUGUACAACAUCUUGCAGGACGCUUUGGAGACGUAUCAGAGCGAGGAGCCACGGAUCUCAUACAUCGAUAUCAACAACGACACGUUGAAAGAGUUGGUGACCACCGACCAAUUGUACAUACUCAGGAUGGCCGAGAAAUUUUUGCCUCAAACCCUGCGCCUCGACUACUCCGAGAAGAUGUUCUCCUGCGUGAGAAGAUUCGAGUAUCGCAGCUGCGUCAAGUACAUCGCCUGGCCUAUGAUCAAGCAAUACUUCCCCGCCCUGCCCCCCUUCCCCGACUCCCACGCCUGGUACCCGAUAAUCGACGUGUAUCCCGUCUUCCCCCCUCUGCCCGCUUAUCUCGAAGGUAUCCCCCCGGAUCUGGAGUUGCCGGAAGUGGUGGACGCGGACGAGUCGAAAACGGGGAAGAAAAACGGGCAACCCGAGGCAACCAUCAUCCAGAUCCUGCACAACGUUCUCAAGGAUCGCCGGGCUGACCCCUACCCCACCCCCGCCCCCUCCUUCCUCGAUCGAUCGGCCGACAUCUACGUCGCUUUUCUGCUCGACGAUCGAUCGGUAACCAUCAACUUGACCGACCGAGCGAUCCCGACCUCGUACAGGACCCGACUCGUCCAGAACACGGUCAGGUGCGCGAAGGAGUACGAUUACCUGGCCUGCUUCAAAUACUCCGUCUGGCCCAUGAUCAAACGCGUCUCCCCCUCGCUCCCCGACACCCUCUUCACCCUGCCGCCGUCGUCGCAAGAUUUUCAGAAUCCAAUCGCGAGCCUCCAAUUUCCAAGAUUCGUCGUCUAUCUGCCCACCGCCAUCCGGAAAGGCGACUCGAUCUCGCUCCCUCCUUACCUCCUCCCGUUCGAGGAGGGGGGGCAAAGAGGGGAGGCGCGGUUGAGCUCCUCGGACGAGUUGGAGACGAAGAUGUUGGACGCUCUGGCGAAGGUGCGGGACUCGGUUGACGCGGCGAGGGAGAUGUCGACGUUCAUCUUGACGGGGAACGCCGUGACGUACACGAUCUCGUUUACCAAGAGGCAGAUGGAAAUUUUACGCUUGGCCGAGUAUCUGGUCCCCCCCUCGGCGCGCCCGAUCCUCGUCGUCGACGUUCUGUCCUAUCUUCGUAGCAACGGCGACUUCGUCGACUGUGCCAGGUACGUGAUCUGGCCGACGAUCGCCAAAUACGUGGCCGAUCUACCCGACUUCCCCCGAGUGGCGGAGGAAGGGAAGGGGGCGACGACUACGACGACGAGGAACGUGCAGAGAUCGGCCGCAGAGGGGGCUAAUUCCGAGGAAGGAAGGGUCGCCUCGGGGGGGAAGGAGAAGAAGGCGAGCGUGUUUUUCCAGAAAGAGUCGCGGAACGGGAUCCCGAGUGGCGUGCCUGUGAUCAGCGUGUCCGGGACGAGGUUCGUGCCAAUAUUCACCGAGCUUCCCGAGACCGUAAUUCUCAACAUACUUCGUACGAUCCAGUUUCAAUCCCUGAACCCGAACGUGCCGAUUUCGUCCCAAUCUUCCUCUUCCCAUCCCUCCGCGAUAAAGAAUUCCCAAUUCCUCGAGUUGCUCACGGAACAACAGGCGAGCAUCGUGAACGUCGUCAACGUAUUGCUCCCCCCCGGUAUGAGGCCCGAGUUCGUCAACAAGAUGAUCGAUUGCCUGAUCGAUCGGGGGAACAACUUCCUCGUGUGCACGAGGGACGUGGCGUGGCCGAUGCUGUUGCAAUAUUUCCCAUGGCUGCCCAACUUCCCCAAUUUCGGUAUCGUCGCGUCGAGCACCUCCACCACCGCCAAUUCCACCACCACAACCACCGCCACGGUCGACAAUCAGAAGGGCACCCUGACCGAGGUCAACUCCGCCCCCCCUCUGUCCGAGACGAACGUGAAGACGAGGCAGCACGGGGACACGACGGUGACGAUAACCGACACGAGAUUCGUCCCGAUACUCAACGACCUACCCGAGACGAUCAUCCUCAACAUAUUGAAAGCCGUCCAACUCUCCGUCCCAAACUUGCCCGCCCCACUUUCCGACUCGGUCACCGCGAAGGAGUAUCCCCCUCACCUGACCGAGCAUCAGAUCAGCAUCAUGAGCGUAGCCAGGAACUUGUUGCCGAUACGAGCGAGGGCCGAGUUCGAUCGGGAAAUUCUACCUUGCCUCGGGGAGAGGAGCUUCUUGGAAUGCACCAGGGACGUGACCUGGCCGAUGAUCGCCCAAACUUAUCCCUGGCUCCCCGAUUUCCCCAAUUUCACCGCCCUCCGCCAGACCUCGCCCCAGACGCCCGGCUCCAUCCGAUUCCAAUUUUUGCUCGACUCCGCCGAACAAUCGUCACCGCACGCGCCCGGGCUCGAAAGGAAGCCGGGUGAGCGGACGAGCGACUCGAGGGAACGGGAGGGUGGGAAGGAGGUGGAGGAGAGGAUGGAGGACGUUCUGUUGAACAUUCUCGGGAGAAGCGAGGACGGAUCGGUGGAUCGUUCACAGUUGAACGCGACCGAUCCUCCGGCGCUGAGCGAGAGGCAAGUGGUCAUCGUGAGACGGAUCGAGGAAGGGAUACCAGAGGCGGAAAGAUCGUCGUACGUGACGAGAAUGCUGGAUUGCUCGGCUCGUUACAGUUUCGCCACCUGCGUGAGCAACAUCGGUUGGCCAAUUUUGAAGCGAUACAAUUCCUCGUUGCCAGACCUUUCCACCGUAACCGGCCUCUUCUCCCCUUUGGUUGCGCCGGAUCUGAACGCCGGUAUCCCGUUACCUCCAAUCCCUCAACCUUCCUCCGACCCUUCUCGAUCCUCCCUGCCUUCAGGAAUUUCGCAGAUCGACGUCGCCAAGUCCUCCACCGAAGCUUCUUCUUCUUCUUCUUCUUCUUCUUCGGCUUCUUCUCGAACGGCUUUGAGCGAGGCGGAAGGGCAGAGUCAUCCGGGGGACGGAGGUCAGGAGGAGGAGACGAAGAAACGAGAGGCAACGAAUACGCCGUCAGUAGACAACGGAGGAAUCAUCCCCGAGUACGCAGGCCAACCGACAGGCAUCCCCAUAGAUAUCUCGAGCGAGAAGGUCCACGUGUCGGCCAUCGGUAUCGUUCAGCGAGGGGAGAAAUCGGAGGGGAGGGGAGGGCGUAGGGAGCGUAGAAGCACCAUGGAGUCGCGCGAUUCUUAUUACGAUACCGAUUACGAAACGGCGGGCAGAUUUUCGUCGACCCCGAUGUUCCCAAAUAUCACGGAAUCCGAGUAUCUUCGAUUGUUGAUCAGAGUUAAGGAGAAAACGAAACCCUCCUCGAGAUCGAAACAGUAUCUCGUCGACAAUUUGAAUUCCACGAUCAGAGAUUCUUUGACGGCGGAUCAAUACGAAAUUUUGAAGAUCGUCGAGGAUCUGGACGGUCAAGGAUCGAGCAAAGGGCUCGCGUCGCAAACCAUGAAUUGCAUCCUAAGUCUCAGCUUCAUUAGGUGUUUAGCCAUCUUCGUUUGGCCUCUUAUCGUCAGCAAUUUUCCGAGUCUCGGUAUCCUGGGACGUUCUCUGAACGCGAACGAGUUUCGACGAAACGAUCCGACGGCACGCUCUUCCCUCGAAACGGAAAAACAGAUGCAAGAAUUUUUCGCCAUGUCAACGACCGAGUUCGAAGAAGAAUUGUUGAAAAGGAAGGAGUCGAUCGAGAGAUUGUUCCUCGACUUGUACAGAACGUUGACCGAGAAGAAGUUCGAGACGAGUAUCGGUUACUUCAAGAUCAAGGGUUAUGGAAAGGACGGAGCCGGGCCGGCCUCGUCCUCCAGAGAGGGGAGAGGGGCCAAGCUGAAAGACAACAAGAACCUACCCAGCAUACUGACCAUCAUAAGCGACAUAAUGGAGGAGGUUUUGGAUCAACGUCCGGAAGGGGAAAGGGCGAAGAAGGAGAAAGAGAAGAAGGAGAGGAGCAUAGAAGGGUCGAGGGAAUCCGAUGUUCAAUCGUUGAAGGAUGGGCAGGGAUAUAUCGGUAUCAAGAGAUCGAUGAACGACGACGAGAUAAUUACCAUGUUUCUCGAUAAGAUCAAAUCGAACGACUCCGACGAGGUGGCGGUGGAGGAGGAGGGGGACGAAGGCACCGGGUAUCUCGCUUCCGAGGAUGCGUACAACGCUUUCGAAGUUCUUUUCGGCACGAAAUUACACGACAAACUCGCGAGGGAAGCGAGCUUGCUGCCCCUCGACUCCUCUCGAUCGUCCGAAUUCUCGGGAAGGGAGAGGAACGACUCGAUCGAACCGAUCAAACGAGUAGACAUCGUGUCUUUGGAAUCUCGGAAACGAGUCCCGAAUGGGGGAGACGAGUCGAAGAUUUCGCCGAUCAAGGAUCGAGUUGCGUACGAUUUUGAGAAAGAGCUGUCCGAGGGGCAGGAGGAGAGGCGAAGGAAGAAACGAGCUAAAGCUUAUUUCAAGUCGUUUUUCGAGAGAUACUCGUCGAGGGAUAGGCGACGUUUAAGGGACGUGGAAAGCGUGGAGGAUAACGCGAUCGAAGGCGAUGAAAACCAACGAGGUGAAAACGACGAAGGAUCGACUCUGAUCGUUCGAUUGCCGCGUCUACGGGACGAGGCCGCGUCGAGAAAAGGUACCGCCGCUUCGUUGAGCAAAGGUCUCAAGUCGAAAAUGUCGGAGAUGAUGCCAGGGUUCGGCCUCGUCUUAUCUUUCUUGCUCCAAUUGGCUCUGGCGCAUGCGCGUGCCACCGCCUCGGUGGCCGGAAUGAUCAGCAACAUGGCCCUGGGAACGGCCAUGUUCGGGAUGAUGCGAGACUCUCUUUUCGGAACGAGCAACAAUCCGAAAAUUAAAUACGUUUACGAUAACGACAAGACGGGGCCGGGCAUCUCCUGGCCUGCUCAAUACGAAUACGCCCCUCAUUACUACGGUUAG